AAUAUCAGGAAAAUCAGUUUACUUAAAUGACCUUAUAAUGUUGAACUCUUGCAUUCCAUAUGACAAAAUCGUGAAUAUAUACAGAUGCAGCGCGCGCAUAGAAUUGUUACUGUUAUGUUAUAAUGUUAUAAUUGCUGUCGGCACCCUUUUUGGGGUGCCGACAGCGGCGAGUUGAAAAAGUUCACCCGUUUCUGAGGUGCUGCUGAAGGAAAACAGUGACCUUUCUAGCAUGGGCAGUGACGACGUGUGCUUCCUGUCGACUUCGGUCAACGACCAGUCUUCAAGCAAUACCACUGCCCAUUGGAAAAGCCCCCUAUACGCCGCCGCUUGGCUAAUUUGUAUGUGUGGCAAAGGCGACCCCGCGUGCGCCGUACACAGACUUGUCUUCGCUUCCCAAACGCUUCCCUUCUCAGCCUUUUUACUGGGAGUCGCCUGCAAGCGGCGGCUUUUCCAAAGCGUCGGUACUUGGUAGAACCGAAAACGCAUUCCGAGCCUCCGAUAUAGCUUUCGUUUGGCUUUUGUUAGCGUUUGCACUUUUCUCCCGUCCCUGUAGAUUACAUUUUUGAUGAAUAAAUACAUUGCACUUCCUGCUGUACCUACAUGCGAGACGACAAACAUACUUUCGCAUAAGGUACGCAGUCGAGGUCGGGGAGAACGACCGGUCCGUCCGAUAGAAAGCCUGGCCCGGGCCCGGCCCGAGUAAGAGAAUCUCCAAAUGGCCCGAGCCCGGCCCGCGGACCGGGCUUUCGGGCUGGCCGGAGCCCGUGCACAGCUCUACUUUACAGUCCCCCAGCUGGGUUCCACACUUGCUGUGCCAAUGCACUUGUUUUGUCUUUAGUCCCCCCAAAACAAUGUAUGUAAAUUUGUCUUGACCCCGCGACAAUCCAGCUUCGGUUGUGUUACCUGGCCGAGGUGCUAUUCCGCCGUAUUGUGAAAUUCUGUAAUGGCGUCAUUUUUUUUUUAGCAGAUCAGGCUACUCUCCCGUUUUGUUUCUGUCCUUCCGUAGGCCACCCCAUCGAAUAGGCGCUGCUCGACUUGUGUUUAAGCUCAGUUAUUCAUUGUGUGACCUAUUUAUGGUGUGUGUCUGUACUCUUUCUCUCAGUUGUGCUUUUGCUGGAUUGUAGCUCAUUAUUUAGCUGUUGAUCGCGUACUUUUCUUUUUGGCAUUUCGUUCUACUAUUUUUAACCCACAACUCUUGGUCGUAGUUGUUUUAGCUUUUCUACCAUUUUUCUUUUCUCUGCGACAGUAUGUAGACCUCCGGUUGUUCCUGCGCGUACGUAAAUUGAUUGAUUGAUUGAUUGAUUGAUUGAUUGAUUGAUUGAUUGAUUGAUUGAUUGAUUGAUUGAUUGAUUGAUUGAUUGAUUGAUUGAUUGAUUGAUUGAUUGAUUGAUUGAUUGAAGGUAUGUCGGGAGCAACCGAACGACACCAAGCGCCGACGAUUUAUUCCGACGUGCACGUGUCACUCGAGGAAGUGUACAACGGUUGCACCAAGUAUAUUACGAUCACGAGGAUGGUGACGGGUCCGGACUGUCACACACCGAUGCCGGAAGCCAAGGUGUUCGAGGUCGUAGUGAAGCCCGGCUGGAAGGAAGGCACCAAGAUCAGGUUCCACCGCGAAGGAGACCGGCUUCCCAACAGCAUACCCGCCGACGUCGUGUUCGUCAUACGUGACAAGCCGCACCCACAGUUCAAGAGGAAUGGAGCGGAUGUCCGCUACGUCGCAAAGAUCACUUUCAAAGAGGCACGUGAAGUGGGCCGAGGGCGCGUAGCCGCGCUGCGGUCCUUGUUUUCGAGCGCCUGCUUACGCACCUCUCAGCUGUAUACUCUGCGUAAUGCGUGCCCCCUUGUUUCUUUCAUCACCGAUUCACAGGCCCUGCGCGGGACAGUGCUGGAAGUACCCACAAUCACUCACGGCACGAUAUUUGUGCCGCUGACAGACAUCGUCACGCCCACCACCGUCAACCGCAUCCGGGGACAGGGCCUUCGCCGUUCUGACGACCCCAGCACGCGAGGCGACCUGAUCCUGAGUUUCGACAUCGAGUAUCCUUGCCAGAUGACGGACGCUGCUCUGAAGCUACUCUGGAACACAAUUGCUCUCCUGAUCUGAGAAACGUCGAUGCGGAGAUAACUUCCUGUUUAAUUUGACUUGUCCGUUGAGAAUUUUAGCGCAUGUAGACAUUCAAGUCUCUUUGAUCAGCCGCAACACGUUUUAAAGCGAAUGCAUUUGUGUACAACGACAACAUUUGUGAUAUUUCAUGCUCGUGUGUCACUUAUGGAAAGCUAAUCUGAGCGAGGGAAUAAACUUUAUUUCGGAGACCAAGCUGUUGAUGCCCGAAAGUGGGCGGCCACUCUAUAGCCGUGGCCCUGUGCUGAUAUAGCCUUGCCCUGUUCAGCUAACCUGAGUCGACGAAAUUAAAACUAAAAAAAAAAGUUUUAUGGGCUUGUUACUCAGUUUUGCGGCGUUGGAGCCCUCCGCAGUGCCGGGCCGAUCCCGGAAACGGUGUAGGUCCCGUGGAUAUGUGCUAAACCUCUUUGGUGUCAGGUGUAACUUGUCAACUUGGGUUUAAUUGUCACUGUGUAUGUGCCACUGGGGUCGUAGGCUGUGUGCCAAUGGGUAUGUUCCCCAGGGGACACUGGGUGUGCGUCGCUUUCGUUGCACCUAUUCCACCCCAACCUGGGGGGUCGUUGAGUAUGUGCCUUUGGUAUGUGUGCGGCUCGUCAAUGACAAAAACAAACAAAAAAAUUCUUUAAAAUAUCCGGUGCUGGGCGGGAACUAACCCGCUCGGUAUUUACUGAGGCAGUUUUGUCUCAAUUCAGAUUGGCGUCGGGCUUGAAUUGAUUGACUCGUGCUUGUACAAUAACAAGGCGUGUAUGCGGCUUCAUACACGCCGCAUACUACGGGACGCGUUUCGGUGGAAGCUAUACGUGGAGUAUCGAUACACUUCUUCAAUGCCCAUCGCAUUACAACGUCCACAUCCAUCCAGACAUGAAUUAUCCCGGAAUUCUUUUCGAAGAGAACUUUUGGAACAUAUCUUACGUGAAUGACGGCUCCGUCCAAC
Molecule: messenger RNA, 3059 nt
Organism: Dermacentor andersoni
Lineage: Eukaryota; Metazoa; Arthropoda; Arachnida; Ixodida; Ixodidae
Source: RefSeq, a predicted model, not a curated record